Molecule: messenger RNA, 516 nt
Organism: Triticum dicoccoides
Lineage: Eukaryota; Viridiplantae; Streptophyta; Magnoliopsida; Poales; Poaceae
Product: mavicyanin-like
Exons: 2
Coding region: 1-516 (171 amino acids)
Cellular component (GO): plasma membrane
Molecular function (GO): electron transfer activity
Source: RefSeq, a predicted model, not a curated record
AUGGCUGCCAUGAGAACCAUUCUCCUCGCCAUGGCCGCGAUGGCCAUCCUGAGCACCGCAUCGGCGGCAAACUACAACGUCGGCGAGCCAGGUGGUGCAUGGGACCUCAGGACCAACUACGGCACCUGGGCGUCAUCCAGGAACUUUCACCCCAGCGAUCAAAUUGUCUUCAAGUACUCUCCUCAGGCACACGAUGUCCUUGAGGUCAGCAAGGCCGAUUACGACUCCUGCAGCACCGCCAGCCCCAUCGCCACCCUCAACUCCGGGAAUGAUGUCGUCUCCCUCACUGCCACCGGCACCCGCUACUUCCUCUGUGGCUUCCCGGGCCACUGCGCGGGGGGAAUGAAGGUCAAGAUCGAUGUCGUGCCAAGCUCGUCCUCUUCCUCCCCGGCCCCGGCCAGCAGCCCCAGUGCAAGCAAUGCUCCCCCGCCGGCGCCUGUCUCUGCCGCCACCUCUAUGGAGGCCACAGGGUUUAGCCUCGCCGUCUUGCUUGCCGUUGCCGGUCUGAUGGCUUGA